UGCAUUGGUUUGGAAUGUGGAUUCUAGUCAUUUUAGCAGUAAUAAUUCUCUAAGAAAUCCUAUAUGGAACACACACGUCUUAAUUCAAAGGGAGGGACAAUUAACUACAGAUCAGUUGUCUAAUGUAGUGGUCUCAUGAACAUAUGAUAUUAAUUUUGAAUUUUCUAGCAAAAUUUUUUCCGCAUUGCCUCUGUAGGUUCCCUCCUAAGCUUUGUGCCUAGGCUUCAUGAUGUUUAAGUAAUUAUCAUUACUUGCAUUUUUUAUGCCCAAUUUCAUUAUUUUUAGGUGCAAGAUUUAUAUGAAUAUAACGAUGAGAUGGUAGAGCUGACAAAAGAAGAAGUCAAAGUUAUUUGUAGAUUGGUCAAAGGAAAGGCUCCACAUCUUAACUUAGAUCCAUAUCCAACUUACAGUGACUGGUUUAAAUGGGACGCUAAGCAUCUGCUGUCAAAUACUCCAGGCCCAAAGAGGCGGUUUACUCCUUCAAAAUGGGAAGCUAAAAUGGUUGUUAAAUAUGUUAGGGCAAUUCGCAAAGGUUUACUAAAGUUUGACAAGCCAAAAGAAGAACCACGUUUUCACCUGUUGUGGGGGUAUGAUUCUGGCUCAGCAGAAAAGGCUGCGCAUUUAUUGUACAUUCCUGCACCAAAGCCGAAAUUGCCAGGCCAUGAGGAGUCAUAUAAUCCUUCUCUAUAAUACAUACCAACACAGGAAGAGAUUAAUUCUUAUCAGCUGAUGGAUGAGGAAGACUGACCUAAAUUUAUAACUAAACGGUGACUCAAAAUCUUUGGCCAAUAAUAUUUCUUUCCAUUUUUUUUUUAUUGUUGAAUAUCAAGCAUUUUAACAAAAUUUGCUAUACUUAGGUACACAUCUCUAAGAAGUAUUCCAGCAUAUGAGAAUGCCGUUAAGGACUCUUUUGAGCGAUGUUUGGAUCUAUACUUGUGUCUUAGAGUUCGUAAGAAGUGUGUAAGUUAGUUACCCCCAAUGGAGACCAUGUUUAUGGAUGCUCCAAAAAUUUGGUUUAGAUAACUUGCAAGAUCUUUGAACUGAUCUAUUAUGCAUCUGUUCUGAUAAAGUUAAUCAAAAUUACUUCCUUUGAUAUUUCAGAUUAGUAUUGAUCCUGAAUCCUUGAAACCUAAGCUACCAAGUAGAAAAGAUCUUAAACCCUACCCAGCGAAAUGCUAUCUUGAGUAUAAAGGUCACAAAGGUGCAGUUAUGUCAAUUUCUACUGAAGGUUCAGGGCAGUGGAUUGCUUCAGGUUUGGAUGUUCAUUCGUCUUCCUUAACCAUUAUGUUUUCCGGUCAAACAUUAAGUAUCUUUGGAUGUGGAUCUCAUGAUCUCAUGUCCUUUGGAAAGGUUCAAUUGAUGGAACUGCACGUGUGCAGGAGGUUGAGACUGGUAGAUGUCUUAAAAUCUGGGAGUUAGUGAAGCUGUUCAGUGUGUAGCAUGGAAUCCUUUACAUGAGCUUCCUAUCUUGGCAAUCUCUGUGGGACAAGAUGUUAUUGUUUUGAACACAGGAUUGGGAAAUGAAGAAGUGCAGAAAAAAAAAAAAGGAACUUCUUCAUGUUAAGAAACCUACAG
Messenger RNA from Hevea brasiliensis (rubber tree), 1575 nucleotides. RefSeq names its product ribosome biogenesis protein BOP1 homolog. Gene Ontology annotation, cellular component: PeBoW complex; preribosome, large subunit precursor. NCBI's taxonomy places the organism in Eukaryota, Viridiplantae, Streptophyta, Magnoliopsida, Malpighiales, Euphorbiaceae. The record is from RefSeq and is a predicted model, not a curated record. The transcript has 5 exons. Gene Ontology annotation, biological process: maturation of LSU-rRNA from tricistronic rRNA transcript (SSU-rRNA, 5.8S rRNA, LSU-rRNA); ribosome biogenesis. The coding region runs from base 316 to 690 and encodes 124 amino acids. Gene Ontology annotation, molecular function: ribonucleoprotein complex binding.